This is a messenger RNA of Hippocampus zosterae (dwarf seahorse), 1839 nucleotides long. RefSeq names its product synaptotagmin Vb (gene syt5b). The transcript is spliced from 9 exons. Gene Ontology annotation, molecular function: phosphatidylserine binding; clathrin binding; syntaxin binding. The record is from RefSeq and is a predicted model, not a curated record. The coding region runs from base 155 to 1417 and encodes 420 amino acids. Gene Ontology annotation, biological process: regulation of calcium ion-dependent exocytosis; calcium ion-regulated exocytosis of neurotransmitter; cellular response to calcium ion. NCBI's taxonomy places the organism in Eukaryota, Metazoa, Chordata, Actinopteri, Syngnathiformes, Syngnathidae. Gene Ontology annotation, cellular component: dense core granule; synaptic vesicle membrane; axon.
CUUUAGCUUUGAUGGAAACGGGCACAGGGAGCCUGCCAGUCGUGUCGAGGGAACGAUGGCCAUCUGACGCCUUCCGGGGGCAAAAAGAAAAAAAAGCGGCUGGCAAACUUGUGACAUCAGGGGAAUAAAGCGAGGAUCCUAUCUGCAAGCUGACAUGCGGCCGGUCAGGAGCGGUGGCGGCGGCGGCGGCUUUCGGGUUCGAAGGGCCGCCGAGCUGCCCCAUAAGGAGUCCGAGGAGGAAGUAGUCCACCACCAGCACCCCCCCGCCGAAGACCACAGCCGCUCCGAGCAUCACGACUACAACCGCGUGAAGGACAAGUUCAUGAACGAGCUUGAGCGGCUACCUGUUCCCAUGUGGGCGGUGGGCGCCAUUGUGGUGGUGAUCUUGCUGUUGGUGGCGUGCUUCGUCUUUUGCCUUUUCAAAAAAUGCCUGGGGAAGAAGAAGAAGCCAAUCAAAGUGAGAGAGAGGAAGACGGGGCGGCGCAGGAAGGCCAAGCAGGGCGAAGGCGAGACGGGGGACAAGGAAGGGGAGGUGAAGAAGGAAGGCGAGGAAGCAGAGAAAGAGCAGGAGAAGCUGGGCAAACUGGAGUUCUCUCUGGACUACAACUUCACAGAUUCCCAGCUCAUCGUGGGAAUCCUCCAGGCUCAGGAUCUGGCUGCGAUGGACAUGGGGGGCACCUCGGACCCUUACGUCAAAGUCUUCCUGCUGCCUGACAAAAAGAAGAAGUACGAAACCAAGGUUCAGCGCAAGAAUUUGUGUCCGGUUUUCAACGAGACUUUCUUCUUCAAGAUCCCCUACGCGGAGUUGGGCGGAAAGACGUUGGUGCUGCAGGUCUUCGAUUUCGACCGGUUCUCCAAGCACGACAUGAUCGGCGAUAUCAAGAUCCCGAUGAACAGCGUGGAUUUGGGUCAACCCAUCCAGCAGUGGAGGGACUUGGAGAGCACCGAGAAGGAAGAGGAGAAACUGGGCGAUGUCUGCAUCUCUCUGAGAUACGUGCCCACUGCCGGGAAACUGACGGUGAACAUCAUGGAGGCAAAGAAUUUGAAGAAGAUGGAUGUCGGCGGCUUAUCGGAUCCCUACGUGAAGAUCGUCCUCCAGCAAAACGGAAAACGCAUCAAGAAGAAGAAGACGACGGUCAAGAAAAACACGCUCAAUCCUUACUUCAACGAGAGCUUCAGCUUCGAAGUCCCCUUUGAACAGAUACAGAAAGUGCAGGUGGUGAUCACGGUGUACGACUACGACAAACUGGGCAGCAACGACCCCAUCGGAAAGACCUUCAUGGGUUACGGAGCGACCGGCGUGGGCCUGCGCCACUGGUCCGACAUGCUGGCCAAUCCCAGACGUCCGGUAGCCCAGUGGCACACGCUGCUGCCCGAGGAGGAAGUUGAUGCGGCGGUCAAAGCCAAACCUCGCUGAAGACAAUGUGCUGGGUUGUGGCCCCCCCCACCUCCCCCCUCCUUUGGUGUGUGUCUCUUCCCGAUUAUUUUUGUUUUCACUGCAAAAAACAAAAGCGAAUCGGCAUCAAAUGCUUGGUUGAUAUGAUUUUAUUUUGAUGCAUUUGCUGGCUGUGCCGUUUUCCAUGCGUAAUGUUUCCUUUGGUACACUUUGAACAAGCGUAGAUGUCAAAUACAGAUAAAAAAAAAAAAUCAGACUUUCUUUUUUGUUUUACCCUUGUAUGUCACUCAAGUUAAAACAAAUGUCAUGUGCUGUGUAUAUGCUCUGUGUGCAACUCUUGAUAUGUCUUUUUGAAUGUCCAGCUACUUUGCAGCAAAUAUAAAACAAUCUUCCAACAGCAGAAAUACUUUGUGGACUACCAUUUCCGAUUUAAAGGUGAAAAC